Molecule: messenger RNA, 1841 nt
Organism: Sorex fumeus (smoky shrew)
Lineage: Eukaryota; Metazoa; Chordata; Mammalia; Eulipotyphla; Soricidae
Gene: NRBF2
Product: nuclear receptor binding factor 2
Exons: 4
Coding region: 163-1041 (292 amino acids)
Biological process (GO): autophagy
Source: RefSeq, a predicted model, not a curated record
CGCGGCGCGAGGCGGAAGUGGCGCGGCCGCUGCUCCCGGCGCCGAGAGGGGCCGCCGCGAGCCCCGCGCCGCGCCUCCCCGCCGCCACCUCCAUGUGCCCCGGCGCCGCCGCCGCCGCCGCCGCCGCUCGCCGUCCGCAGGCCUCCGCGGGCCCCGGGGCCUAUGGAGGUGAUGGACGGACCCCUCAACCUGGCUCAUCAGCAGAGCAGACAAGCAGAUCGUUUAUUAGCUGCAGGGAAAUACGAAGAGGCUAUUUCUUGUCAUAAAAAGGCUGCUGCAUAUCUUUCUGAAGCCAUGAAGCUGACACAGUCUGAACAGGCUCAUUUGUCACUGGAACUGCAAAGAGACAGUCACAUGAAGCAGCUGCUCCUCAUCCAGGAGCGGUGGAAGAGGGCAAAGCGGGAGGAGAGGUUGAAAGCUCAGCAGAGCACAGACAAGGAAGCAGGUGCCCACCUUCAGGUAGCUCCCAAGCCUGCCGCGGAGGAUGCGGAUGGCCGGAGUUCCCUUCUGUUCCAGAACAGCCCUUCUGCUGAGAAACGCCCUCCCGAAAUCCAGGGGGUCUUUGACAGGGAUCCAGACACUCUGCUGUUCUUACUGCAGCAGAAGAAUGAGCCGAAGGAGCCCUGCAUCGGGAGCAAAGCCCCGAAAGAUGAUAAAACGAUAAUAGAAGAGCAGGCAACCAAAAUUGCAGAUUUGAAGAGGCACGUGGAAUUCCUUGUGGCCGAGAAUGAAAGGUUAAAGAAAGAAAACAAACAGCUAAGGGCUGAAAAGGCCAGACUUCUAAAAAGUCCUCUGGAAAAGGAAUUAGAGGUCGAUGCUGAUUUUGUAGAAAAGUCAGAGCUCUGGAGCUUGCCACCACAUUCAGAAGCUGCUGCAGCCUCCUCAACCUGGCAGAAGUUCGCAGCAAACACGGGGAAAGCCAAGGACAUUCCAAUACCCAAUCUUCCUCCCUUGGAUUUUCCAUCUCCAGAACUUCCCAUCAUGGAGCUAUCUGAGGAUAUUCUUAAGGGAUUCAUGAAUAAUUACGACGAAAGGCCAUAGGAGAUGUGAGAAGAUGGAAACACGGAAGCACAGGUUCUCCAGAGGAGGGGGACAGGAAAACCACGGGCAGGAGGAAUCCCAGAGAUGCUUCAUCACCUGGAGUGCGUGGAAAAGGCUUUGCCAGGACUUGGAAAACAGUCACUGUGAAAUACGUUGCAUAUCUGAUUUACUGACUAGAGCUAAUGAUUCCAGACUUGGCAGACACUAAACUCUUGGAGGUUCACUUUCUCCUGAUACGAACCAGUGGCUGCCUGAAAUAAUUUUUCAAGCAACAAUGAUUUUUUCUUAUAUUCAGGGUUAAAAUGUAUAAAAGUAUGUUAUGUGUAAUUAAUCUGUAAUGCCAUAAAUGAUAAUGCAAAACCUAAAAAAAAGCAUGGUGGCUCUUGCAACUGCCUUGUAUUCGAAACAUGCUUUCUAUCAUGCAUCGUUGACUGUAAGCAUUUUGUUAUGCACAUUUUGUUUGUUUAAUGAGGUGUGUAAGAUGCCUUUCUAGAUGAAACUGUGUGCCACACUUUGCACUACUCAUAACAUAAUGAUAACCUCAAGACUAUCAGGAGAAAUAUUUAAAUUUCCAUUUUAUGAAGAAAGGAACCAAAUUAUUAGUUAUGCUUUUAAAAAAUUACCAGUUUACAUAAUUAAUCAGGGUGCAUUUUAAGUUCUAACUUUCUUGUUUAUUGUAUACCGCAUCAUUUGAAAAUACCAAGGAAAGAAUCCUUUUGUUUUUAAUGAUGCAUGAGUGGAAGUAAUGCUAGUUGGCAGUAUUUGAUUGUAAGAAAUCAAUAAAAUAAUUGUGUUUUAUA